Molecule: messenger RNA, 1503 nt
Organism: Stegodyphus dumicola
Lineage: Eukaryota; Metazoa; Arthropoda; Arachnida; Araneae; Eresidae
Source: RefSeq, a predicted model, not a curated record
AUGAAGUAUCUAGGCUUUGUCCUAGAUAAGAAACUUACGUGGGUCCCCCACCUAACAGCAGUAAGAGACAAUACGAACAAAAUUAUGAAUAGCCUGAAUAGAAUGAUGAGUGCGAAAUGGCAACUCAAAGGAAGUCUGCUAAAAGAUCUAUAUCUACGAGCAGUAGAACGCAUGAUUCUAUAUGGAAGCCCAGUCUGGAUGACUAACACAGUCCGUGUCCAGACCAAGCUGGCACAGAUCCAACGUAUUGCCCUGCUUAAAAUAACAGCGGCAUUUACCACGACCUCGACAGCGGCACUACAAGUCUUGGCAGGAGUCCUGCCCUUAGAUCUCAUAGCCCAGAAAGAAAAGCUCCAAUACCGACUCCAACAUUACCAGGAAGAUGCGUCAAUGGAAGGCACCACCAUAGUACACUAUCAGACAAUAGAAAGAUAUAGGCAUGACGCCACGAAGCAUCCAGCAGAAAUCAGAAAUAUAAUCUGGCGAAAAGAGCAACAGGACGGCUCACACUUAGAAAUUUUCACAGAUGGCUCAGGCAUCAACAACCAAAUAGGAGCGGCCUUCGUUGCCUUCCUCGACAAUAGGAUCAUCCAUACAGAGUGCUACAGACUCCCAGACACAGCUACAGUAUUUCAGGCCGAGUCUUAUGCUUUGCGACAAGCGGCACUAUGGGCAGGAAAUCAGCCCUCGAGUCACCAUGUUAAAUUCUAUACGGACAGCAUGAGCGCUCUCCAGGCACUAAACAAAAGAGGCAAAGUAGCGGAGCACAUAGCCUCCCUAAAGGAAGUUCUACACACUCUAAAUACCGAGCACGAAGUAAAGAUAAACUGGGUCCGCGGCCAUGCAGGACUUAGAGGAAACGAGACAGCUGAUACUCUUGCUAAAGAUGCAGCAAAUUGUUCGGAAGUAGACUCCUGUAUCCCGAUUUCUAUCAUCACAGCGAAAAAGCUGAUAGACAAUUACCUCCUCACCGUCUGGCAAGAACGCUGGGAAGAAGAAGACAAAGGACGGCACACAUUCCAAUUCUUUGACAAAGUCAGCUACAAGAGACUAAGAUCUGAUCACCACCUAUCUCAGGCACUGACCAACCACGGUAAAUUCCCAGCUUACUAUCGAAGGUUCUUGAAUCGUCAAGCCAAAUGUGCCUGCGGCACCCCAGGACAUCAAGCGGACGUUUUUCAUUACAUCUUCGACUGCCAGCUGUUAGAUGACCUUCCGAAGCAAGACACUUUCCAAACCACAUCAGGAACAUUCCCACUGUCCUCUCUAGUAAACGACUUCUACCUGGUCAAAGGCAUUCACCAAGAUCAUUCACAGAGGUCAAUUUCAAGAUCCGACAUCAUCAUCGAGGACCUAAAGAGUCAGCUUCUUCAGACCCUGCUCCAGACACGCAGCAGCAACCAUGUGACCUUCAAGACCUAUGUAUAUAUUCAUCCUAUUCUAAUUGUAAUCUUCAUAAGUCAACAACAGAUACAGUUGACAGCUUUAUAUUCAAAACUUUAA